GAAGUGAUUGAGACACAGACAGAGGUUUAGUCUUGAUUUCUUCUUCUUUGUGUUGAUUCUUCUCCUCUUAAACAGACAGAGAAACUCCUGCUGAAGCGACUGAGCUCCACUAUUAUAAAGAUGGCCUUUAUUAAAGAGGAGAGUGAAGACCUGAAGAUUGAGGACACAUUCAGAGUCAAACAUGAAGAUCCUGAGCAGCUAACAGGACACCUAACAGGCCUAAAAGAAGAGUGUGAAGCGGUGACCAAAGCGCAAGAGAAAAAUCAAAACGACAAACAAAGCGAGAGUGGAGAACAAGUGGCCUACUGCCCGCAGCCUUACAAACGCAGAGGCCCGUACAAGCUGAAGCCGUACACCUUCAUCCGCUACAUCUGCCAACACUGCGGGAAAGAGUUCAGUCAGAACGGGAACCUCCGCGCGCACAUACGGAUCCACACCGGAGAGAAACCCUUCAGCUGUAAACUCUGCGGCAAGAGUUUCACGCAGAAGUCCCACCUCCAGAUCCACCUGCGCGCUCACGUGGACGGCAUGUCCUUCACCUGCCAGCACUGCGGGAAACACUUCACCCAUAAAAACGCCUACAUAGUCCACUUAAAAGUCCACACUGGGGACGGGUCUAAGACGUGCAAAACGUGUGGGAAAACCUUUAGCAAGUGCGCAAACCUGCUGGAGCACGUCCGAGUUCACACCGGAGAGCGGCCGUUCGGCUGCCAGCACUGUGGGAAGACAUUCGCCAAAAAAGCCACGCUUAAGAGUCACACCAAAAUCCACACCGGAGAGAAGCCCUACAGGUGCCCGUACUGCGGGAAAGGCUUCAUCCAGCACACCAACUAUAAAGUACACACUAAAACCCACACUGGAGAGAUGCGGUAUUGCUGUAAAGAGUGCGGGAAGGGCUUUGAGCAUCAGGUGAAGCUGCUAGUGCACAUGCGGAUCCACAGCGGGGACAAGCCGUACGUCUGCAAACAGUGCGGGAGCAGCUUCAGGCUGAAGGGGGCGCUGGCUGGACACAUGAACGUGCACACUAGAGAGAGCGCCAGUGUCUGCAAGCAGUGUGGACGCACAUUAAGCCGUAAAAGCAGCCUGACGGCGCACAUGCGGAUCCACGACGGGGAGAAACCGUACGCCUGCGCUCACUGCAAGAAGAGCUUCACCUCCAACAAAAAGCUCAGUUUACACAUGAGGACUCACUCAAGACUCACCAACUCAAAGUGAACUCACUGGAGAGUUAUGCUGUGUUCACACCACACACGCGCGAAUGAACUGCGCUAUUCUCACGUAAAGAGACGCAUAAACAUUUUGAGUUUACUUGCUUCAUUCGCACAUCAAAUUGACUUCACGAUAGACGCAGAUUCGCUUCUGUCUGCCCGGUGACUCUAGCUUCUAAAUGGCUAACAUGGAUUUUAUUAAGAUAGUAGCAUUGCUUUGUGCUUUAGGAAGGCUGAAAAACAGAGUAGAUUCAUUCGGCGCUGUGUUUGAGUGAACUAGAUCCUUUCAGAGGUGCAGAAGCUUCCUCUAGAAACUGUACCUGGAUGAUGGAGGCUUUCAGCGGUGCUUCCGACUGAGCCAAGCCCAAGUUGAUGAGCUAUAGUCAAGCGUCGGCAAGAGGAUUUCCCCUCAGGACACCAACAACAGGCACUACGUCAUAAUCACACUCCUGCAAGAGAAAGCUCCUGAUUGGUUAACGUGGCGCAAAAAACGCUCAACUCGCACCGCCUCAUUCCCUCGACUCGCACCGCAGGACGUCUAUUUGCAUCUUUGCAUUGAUUUAACAUGUAAAUCACUCACGCUUGGUGCUUCAUCCGCGUCUGGUGUGAACGCAGCAUUACGGCGCUUUGGGAAACCUGUUGUCGAGUCUGACCAAUAUAUUGGUAUUAUCGGCCGAUAUGAGCCUCUAGUCGAUGUAUUGAUAUCACAAGGGCGUCCUCUAUUUAUGUGUAUGUUUGAGGAAUAGGAACUCUAUUUUUUCAUACUUUUUUUGCAAUGUUUGUUUAGUAGACCUAAAAUCCUACAGUAGUGUGUGUAGAGUGAUUGUAUCUGGUUUGAGUUUAGCCUCUAAAAACAUGUUUACAGAUGGAUUGCUGUAGCAAAGUAAUGCAGUACAACCAUGAUGAGGAUCCUAAUUAAUGAAUAACUGUUGCUCAGUGAUAUAUCUAUCCAAUAUAAGUCUCAGAUAGAGACGCUUAAAAUAUGAAUCUAUCAAACGAUCUAUAGUCUGUGAUUGCUUUAUGUUUAGUCUACGAUAUUUAUGGGUUACGAAUGUAACUGUAAAUGCGUCCACAGUAAAUCUGUUACUCUUCCGGCUCAAGAAAUAAACUGUGGUAAAAUAUGUAUUCAGAAGACCUUUCCCAUGCUAUAGAGCAGGGGUCACCAAUCUCGGUCCUGGAGGGUCCUUAAGGCUUCAACUUGCCUGAAAACACCUAUGUGGAUGUUUCAAGUAUACCUUGUAAGACCUUGAUUAGCUUGUUCAGGUGUGUUUGAUUAGAGUUGGAGCUAAAAUCUGUAGGGCACCGGCCCUCCAGGAACAAGUUUGGUGACCCAUGCUAUAGAGUAUUGUCAUGAUUAGAUUACGAAUAGAAGAAGAGCUUCUGCUACAAGAAAGACACACGCCAGACUCGCGUCCUUUAGUCUAAGCUGAAGCCAGAACAGUUUAAACGUGUUUUCCAGACAUCUGACCAUGUAAUACUGUGUCUGAAAGCUGUAGCUUAAUGUUUAUUGAAGUCCACAGCAAAAAUAGGAAAAUGUAUAGUCAGUAAGACACGUUUUUGAUAUCUAUCAUAGGGCUGUAUGAUUAAUUGAAUCGAAUCGAACAACUGGGCUGAUGGCGUCUGCCGCUUCAGAAGCAUUAAUAGACAAAUAUCAAAGAAAAACAGUAACAAUAUUUUGGUUUCAAAAUACUUACGUUUUCUCGUAAGAUCAGGCUGGUGCUGCAUGUAAUUCAAUACAUUAUAAGAAGAUGGAGGUCAAUAAUGUUGUGCUGGAUGUGAGUGAUGAUGGUAUGAAGCAGCGAUGUCAACACUUGAAUUAAAAAUAAAACUAAAUUUUACUAGCAACAUUGUGUCAACGGUUGGUAUUUAAAAUAUCUACAUAUUUGUUUUAAUAUUUUAGAUAUUAUUCAUCAAAAAUCUCUGUUCACAUGGUCGACUCUUAAUCAGAGGAUUGUCUUAAUCAUAUUAAAAUCAGAUUAUUGAUGUCAAUGUUGUUGCUCUUUUCUGCACGUCGGGGCACUUGCUGUCUGUGGAAAUCUCUAAAAUGUCUUCAGUUUUACUCAGGAAAUGAACUCAGGUGUUGACACUGGUGUAAAGUGACAACUUACAAUUAAUCUCAAUAUCCAACAGUUCUUUAAUGAUUAAAAACAUGACAAGGCCUCCAGAUAGAAAUAAGAUGUAUGCAAAUCACAUCUUUAACAUAGAAGCUGAAGUUAUC
Molecule: messenger RNA, 3426 nt
Organism: Danio aesculapii
Lineage: Eukaryota; Metazoa; Chordata; Actinopteri; Cypriniformes; Danionidae
Product: gastrula zinc finger protein XlCGF8.2DB
Exons: 2
Coding region: 121-1215 (364 amino acids)
Biological process (GO): regulation of transcription by RNA polymerase II
Cellular component (GO): nucleus
Molecular function (GO): DNA-binding transcription activator activity, RNA polymerase II-specific; RNA polymerase II cis-regulatory region sequence-specific DNA binding
Source: RefSeq, a predicted model, not a curated record